AUGGUUGGCACUUUCAUUCAUGCCCCAGACGUGUUAACGAGUAAUAGAUUCUUCGAAGGGUACAAUGUCUAUACUUUCUGCGGCAUUCUGAACAACACCGUGAUGGGCCUGACGAUCGCCGCCAUCCUCAAGUAUUUCGACAACAUAGCUCGUGUCUUCGCCCACGCCAUUGCGAUGCUGGUCACGAUGCUGCUGUCGGUCAUGCUAUUUGGCACAGAGCCGACGAUGCAGCUGGUGCUGGGGAUCGCCGUCGUCACCGCCUCCGCCCUGCAGUACCACCUGCGGGCGGGGCAGACCGACGGCAACGAGAGCAGCGAGGCGUCGGCGCUCGAGGGGACCAGGCUGGCCCUGCUGGAGGAGCGCGAACGCCGAGGACGGCCCGGCCUGCAAGCCCCUGGUGCGGGCCAAGGACCCGACGGCAGCCGCCGGAGCGUCGGCUCCUCCGUCGAGCUUGGCGAGGCCGCGCCACAGCAGGCGCCGCCCCCCAAGGACGGCGCGGACGUGGGCGCCUUGUGA
This is a messenger RNA of Prorocentrum cordatum, 516 nucleotides long. The record is from the annotation of a GenBank genome assembly. NCBI's taxonomy places the organism in Eukaryota, Dinophyceae, Prorocentrales, Prorocentraceae.